Molecule: messenger RNA, 10329 nt
Organism: Pocillopora verrucosa
Lineage: Eukaryota; Metazoa; Cnidaria; Anthozoa; Scleractinia; Pocilloporidae
Product: golgin subfamily B member 1-like
Source: RefSeq, a predicted model, not a curated record
AUGGCUUCGUGGCUUCACCCCGAAAAGAAAAGCAACCAAAAUCUUCUUCCACCUCUGCGACAGAAAUCAAGAAUACCAGUCAGAGUGACUCAUCUGAGCAGCGAAAGUGACAGAAGUUUGGAUGAAAAAGCGCUUCUGCAUAGAGAUUCAGACAGAAAACUUCAAAAUAAGCGGCCAUCGCGGAUUCCGAUAGUGGUGGAUGAGAAGAAGAACAAAGUUGAUACUAAAGAAAAUCUACCCGUGUAUGUUAAAAUACAAGGAGAAGAACCUCUUGGAAAACAUUCAGGUAUUAAGCUAAAAGAUACUCAAGGAAAAGAGGAAAAGAAGAAAGCAAGUACCAUUUCUUCGACCGCAGCUAAAUAUGGCAGUUAUAGGCGUGCUAAAGAAACGAUGCCAAACGUCAGGCGGCGAAUACCACGACAACUUACACCCUUAGAGACAGACUCGAAACAGGUCUGCAGCGAUGAGAAAGAACCACGAGAAGAAAGCUUGGCUAGUGAGGUAUCAUCCUCAGCCAGAACAGAAGAUGUCACGCCAGAUUUUGAAUGUAACGUUGCACCUGUGCUCGAGGAAGAGCUCCGUAUUGGGGCCGAAGCAGAUUUCAGUGGCAGUGAGUUUGGCGACGACUUUGAACGUCACUCAAAAUCUAGCGACGAAAAAGCAAUGCCCAACGUACCCCCAUGGCUAAGAGAGGAGUGCAAGAAGAGAGAAGAAAUCACCCUUAACAAAAACAUCGUGAAGGAUGACACCGCCGUGACAAACGCGGCACAAAAUAUCAGGCUUGAACCAGAGCUUGAUACAGAGGACAAAGUGGACAAAUGUGGUUUGAGCGAGGAAGAGUUGGACUGUAGUUCUUUCACCGAGUCCAGCGGAUACAAAAGGAAAAUGGCUGAGCUGGACGAAAAAUCCAGACGGCUCAAGGCACAGUUUGCAGAAGAAAACAGACAGGCUAUCGAAUCUAUGAACAAGAUCGUAGAGGAGAUCAAACAGAGCCAGGCAAGGGAAGAUAGCAUCACAAAUGAGAUACAGGAGAUGAGACGGAGACAGGAUGAAAUAAAAGACGAUCUUAAACGCCUUGAUGAGAUUGGCCAAAGACGAGAGCUCGAGGAUAAAAAAUGGAGAGAGAGGAUGGAAAAGAAAAAGAAAAAAGUCGCACGUAGACUGGAGAAGAUAAGAGCCGAACGACGUAAAUAUCAAGAAGAGACAGCUGAUGAAGACGGCUCAACAGAAGAGCACGAACAACCGGAUGAGAAUUUAAAUGAAAAUCGAGAAGGGGAGAAAUGCAAACAUGUCACCAUGGAGAACAAAACUGUUGUCAGCGAAGAAAUUGACGACAACAAAGUGCUAUAUGAGCCUCACGAGAUCAAAGAGUACAAAAGUGUGAAGGAGCUGGAAAAGAAGCGGAAAAAACUAAGACGGUUGGAGAGACUGGAAAAGAAGGCAAUUAAAAGAGAGAAGUUAGAACAAAGAGAACGAAAGAAGAUCGAAAAACAAAAGCGAAAAGUUUCUCGCAAACUUGAAAAACUCUCAGGUAAGACUUCAAAGAUUUCGGAAGGAACCUCAGAAGCUUCUAAAUGUAUAGAUCAGCCCAUGGAGGCUUCGAAUACUACGACGAAGGAGAACUUCGACGAAACACCGAGAGUGAGUAAAAGUAAACCAUGCACCGAUAAGACUUCAGAUGGGAAAGAGUCCAAGCAAGUCCAAGCAGCUCAUUUUCCUGGAUUGCCCACCAAUGGAGUGGAGGUUGAGAAAAUUGAAGAGAAAUUGGCUGAAGUUGAAAAUAAACAGCAUAUAGCUUUAGAUUCAGGCGCACCCGCUAAAGUAGGAUCGGAAAAAGAGUCUUACAGUGACGCCGCGAAAAAAAAGGAGAAGGUAUGUGACUAUCCUGACGAACAGAUAAAGAGAAUCGACGACAAUACUGAUGCCGAAGUAGUGUCUGCGGGGAGAGAAGACACACUAGACGAUAUAUCUAUCGAAGAACUUGGGUUGGAACAGGCGCUAAACUUCGAUCAAGAAAGAAAAGGUGAAAUUCAAAUGGAGCCCGAAAAUAGAGACUUCCUCUCGGACAACUCUGGACCAGUUUUAUCAAGGACUGGAUGUCAAGAACCCUUCAGACAGGAAAAAGAGCAACGCCCUCAGGGCGAACCUGUUGCAAUGAGUCACGUAAGCUAUUUCCCUUCGCCUGAUUGCAGCAAACACGAUGAAUAUCGUGCAGCAGACGAGCCUGUUUACGAAGAUGUCUCGGUUUCAAACUGCGAAAAAAACAACGGCUAUGGCGAUUAUAAGCGAGACCUUUUCAGCAGCUUUAGCCCAGUCACUGAUCAGACAUCUCCGCUGACACGAAAGACGUCAGGCAGAUUUACAUCGUUUGACCUGCAGCCGUUGUGUCGCUCACCUGAGAUGGGAGAGGAAAACCCAGUACUGGAAGACUCGCACUCGAAUGUCAACGAAUCAUUGGACAGCGAACACACUAGCCAAAAUUAUAGAAACGAGGAGGUCCCUCUACAACUAGAAAACAGAUCAACCGAAAACAAAGAAAAUAGUGGCGAGGAUCAGUCGCAGUUAAUGAGCAAAGGAAGCCAUAACUAUAGCGAUGAAACACCUGAGCAAGUGAAGUGUCCAGUCACCUACCAAACUGCUCCCCUGACAAGAAAGGUCUCAGAAAGGUUUACACCGUUUUGCCUACAGCUGUUGUGGCGCUCACCUGAGAUGGCAGAGAACAAUCUAACAUCGGAAAAUUCGGACUCUAUCGUCGACGAAUCAGUUGAGAGCGAACACAUUGACCAAAAUGACAGCAACGAGGAGGUGCCUCGACAGCUCGAGAAAAUAUCUCCCGAAAACAGAGAAAACGAUAUCCAGGAUCAAUCGCAGUUGAUGAGAGAAGAGAGUCAUAGUCAUAGUGAUGAUACAUUCGAUUUAGUCAAUCACAGAGUCACUAACCAAACUACACCCUUUACACCGUUUGCUCUACAGCCGUUUUGUUGUCUACCUGAAGAGGCAGAAGAUAAUCAAAUAUUGCAAGACACAGAUUCUACGGUCGACAAAUUAGUGGACAGCGAGCAUAGCAAUAAAAAGUAUAGUAACGAGGAGGUCCCUCAACAGCUCGAAAACAGAUUCGCUGAACACGAAGUCAAGUCAAAUAAAGAUGAUGCCAACCAUACGACCUGCAGCGACAUUCUCGAAGGUUUUCAGGGGACGCUUUCCGAAAGUAGAGUUCCAUGCCCAGAUGACAAAACUGAUAAAGAUACUGACUCUGAAAUAAGUUGCGGUGAAGAAACUCGCCGUUUAUUUAAGACGGACCCGUUCGCCAAUUUCGUCAAAGAAGCCGGCGAUGAAAGCCGUACCAAAAAGGCGCUAACUGAGCUAAUACAAGAAGAGCUGAUAUCUACAUUGGAGAGUCCAGCUAAAUGCUGUUUAGCAGUCGAAAAUGGAAACAACAAUAAGAGGCCUUUAAAAGGCGAGGGAAGCUCUAGCCACAAAGACGAUAUUUGCGAUCAAUUUAAGGACAGAGACCAAUUUACUGGUUCGUCUUUUCACUCAUCUGAACAAGGAGCAGGCAAUGAAAAGUUGGAAGUUACGGCCUCUACAACUAACCAAGUGGAGGGUAAUAAAGAAAGCGAACGUGAGCGACCUAACUUGGAGGACUCAUCUUAUAUGACUACAAACAACAUAAAGUCAUAUAAUGACGCUAACGAUACAUCCUGCUACGAUAUCCCUGAAGAAUUAGAAGAGAUACUUUUGGUGUCAGGGGUGUCCUCUCAUACGGAGGAAGAAAGCGUUUACGAGACGGACGUGCAAGUAAUUUGUAAAGAAGAAGAUAGUUGUACCUCUCUCUCUGACGCACUAUCUACCUCCUGCCGUGGUGAUAUCUCGAUGGGAGCCUAUGAGAUCGAAACGGAACGCAGAAAAGAAAACGUGUUAAGCGAUGGAAGUGGACAAAUGUACAACGUAGAUGAUAUAAUUGACGAUACAGAAACAGCUGUAAUCCCGGAGGAAUUUAGAUUUGAGAACCGUAACUCUUUCUCGGAAGAACAAAGUGAACAUGGGCGCUUAGAGAUAGAGAACACAUUAUUAGCUUGUAACUACGAGAAGGAGCCUCAGCAACUCGAAAAAGAAUUGGCUGAAAAGGAAGACAAGUCCUGUAAUGAUGUCGACGAUACAGUCUAUAGUGAUAGACCCAAAUGGAUAGAAAUGGGGCAUACACGAGCUUGCAGGGAAAUAAAAACUACUCCAGAUAACUCGUCUUUCGUCCAAAAUGAUGACAAAACUAUAGAGGGAUUAAAGAACAUCUUUCAAACUGGCGAGAAGCAAAAGAUGACUGAAAAUAAAGAAAAUUAUUGGAAAGAAGCCGAGGUCCUCGUUAAAUAUUCAGAUGCCUCGUUCGAUGACAAAAAAGGAAGUCUUUCUUCGAUUGACGACAAAGGCGACUCCGUCCUACAACAACACAAAACAAAAGUAUGCAAAAAACGAAAGAAGGUUUCCGAUGACAUGGCAAAAUUUUCCUUGGACAUAGAAAAUUCGAUUGAGGACGAGUUUAUUGAUGACUUCGACCGUUUCCUUGAUGAAGUUGAGGAAGAUAUAUUAACAGAGGAAAGCAUGUCUCAGAUUUCACACAGUGUUGAGAAAGAAGACGAUGAGAAAAAUGUUGAUGAAUGCGGUGCUUUGCCAAGUCACGAGCGAUCGGUAGCAGCAGUCGUAAACACUUAUGAAUACUUAUUCCAGUCGUUUAGUUGUUCACCUGAAGAGGCAGAAGAUAAUCAAAUAUUGCAAGACACAGAUUCUACGGUCGACAAAUUAGUGAACAGCGAGCAUAGCAAUAAAAAAUAUAGUAACGAGGAGGUGCCUCAACAGCUCGAAAACAGAUUCGCUGGAAACGAAGUCAGGUCAAAUAAUGAUGAUGCCAACCAUACGAAUUCCAGCGACAUUCUCGAAGGAUUUGAGGGGACGCUUUCAGAAAGAACUGAUCCUUGCUCAGAUGACAAAACUGAUAAAGAUACUGACUCUGAAAUAAGUUGUGGUGAAGAAACUCGCCGUUCAUUGAAAACAGACCUGUUCUCCGAUGUCAUCAAAGAAGCCGGUGAUGAAAGCCGUAACAAAAAGGCGCUAACGGAACUAAUACAAGAAGAGCUGAUAUCUUCAUCGGAGAGUCCAGCUAAAUGCUCUUUAGCAGUCGAAAAUGGAAACAACAAUGAGAGGCCUUUAAAAGGCGAGGGAAGCUCUAGCCACAAAGACGAUAUUUGCGAUCAAUUUAAGGACAGAGACCAACUUACUAGCUCGUCUUUUCACUCACCUGAACUAGGAGCAGGCAAUGAAAAGUUGGAAGUUACGGCCUCUACAACUGCCCAAUUGGAGGGUAAUAAAGAAAGCGUACGCAAGCGACCUAACUUGAAGGACUCAUCUUAUAUGACUACAAACAACAUAAAGUCAUAUAAUGACGCUAACGAUACAUCCUGCAACGAUAUCCCUGAAGAAUUAGAAGAGAUACUUUUGGUUUCAGGGGUGUCCUCUCAUACGGAAGAAGAAAGCGUUUACGAGACGGACGUGCAAGUAAUUUGUAAAGAAGAAGAUAGUUGCACCUCUAGCUCUGACGCACUAUCUACCUCCUGCCGUGGUGAUAUCUCGAUGGGAGCCUAUGAGACCAAAACGGAACGCAGAAAAGAAAACGUGGUUAGCGAUGAAAGUGGACAAAUGUACAACGUAGAUAAUAUCAUUGACGAUACGGAAACAGCUGUAAUCCCGGAGGAAUUUCGAUUUGAGGACCGUACACAUUCUUUCUCGGAAGAACAAAGUGAACAUGGGCGCUUAGAGAUAGAGAACACAUUAUUACCUUAUAACUACGAGAAGGAGCCUCAGCAACUCGAAAAAGAAUUGGCUGAAAAGGAAGACAAGUCCUGUAACAACGCCGACGAUGCAGUCCAUAGUGAUAGACCCAAAGCUACUCCAGAUAACUCGUCUUCCGUUCAGAAUGAUGACAAAGCUGGAGAGGGAUUGAAGAACAUCUUUCAAACUGGCGAGAAGCAAAAGAUGACUGAAAAUAAAGAAAAUUAUUGGAAAGAGGCCAAGGUCCUCGUUAAAUAUUCAGAUGCCUCGUUUGAUGACAAAAAAGGAAGUCUGUCUUCGAUUGAUGACAAAGGCGACUCCGUCUUACAACAACACAAAACAAAAGUAUGCAACUUUGAUUCGUUGAAUGACAAAAAACGAAAAAAGGUUUCCGAUGACAUGGCAAAGUUUUCUCCAGACAAAGAAAAUUCGAUUGAGGACGAGUUUAUUGAGGACUUCGACCGUUUUCUUGAUGAAGUUGAGGAAGAUAUAUUAACAGAGGAAAGCAUGUCUCAGAUUUCACACAGUGCUGAGAAUGAAUGCAGUGCCUUACCAAGUUACGAGCGAUCGGUAGCAGCAGUCGUAAAUAUUUCUGAGUAUUUAUUCCAACAAGAGUUUUCUAAGGCUUUGGAAACUACUAUACCUGACAGUAAGAAAGAGUAUACAUCGCAAUCGGAAAAGUCUUCAGAGGAAGAACUCGAACUGGAGAAAAGGAAAUAUUUGGCGAAAGAUGUCUACCGAUCAGAAGAUGUUGCUGAGUACAGAUACGUCAUUGGAAUAGCCCUUGACAAGUUGAAUCACAUAAACUCAGUGCUAACAGACGCGGGAGAACAGUUUCUUGACAGGAGAAUAGAACAUGGACGUUGCGCAGUACACGGGGAUAUCGACUCAGGUACAAGGCUACUUAACAGUAUUGAUGUACUCAAUGAUAACGUUAAAGGCGCGGUGAAAGAUUUCAAACUUGCAAUUCAAAUGACUGAGGUAGAACCAAAGUUCCACAAAGAAAACGACGUGGUGAAACUUGGACAAAUUAGAAAGGAAAAUACCGAGCUUGAAAUACAGAUAAGCGUCAUUAAGGAGGAACUUGAGACGUACCAAAAGAGGAUAGAAAAUUUGCAGGCUGACCUGGAUGAGAGCAAAGAUGAAGUAAGGCGACUGCAGUUAAAGGAAGAAUACAAAGAAAGGGAGGUGUCAAAUUUAAAACGUGAUAUUCAGAGCAAGGAGCGAAAAUGGGAAGAAGGAAAUGAAACCGUGGAAAAGGUUAUGGGGGAUAUAAAAGAAUUAUGGGAUGAUGUCGAUUUCUUGGAGGAAAGCUUAAAGAACAGUCAAAAAAGCAAUGAAGAUCUGAUGUUUCAGGUUGAUGAGCUGAAGAAAACGAUAAAGGAAAUGAAAAAGGAGUAUUGGAUGGAACAUAGUCGCGGUGGGUGCGGGCAUCUACGCGAAGAAGUAGAAUUAUUAAACGGAUCCCUAGAAUUGAAGGAACAGCGAUUAGUUCUGUUGGAAGGACAACAGGCUAGACAAUUUUCUCAGCACGCAGUAAAGGAUAAAGAAUUGAGAGAACUUAAAGACGAAAAUUUGAGAGUAGUCAGCAAAUUGGAAGAUCAGCUUGCAAAACUUAGCAGAGAAAAUUCAGCGCUCACUACGGAAUUGUUAAAAGUGUCAGGGAAGGACGAUGAAGUGGGUGAAGUGAAGGAUGAAACGUCGAGCAUUAUUGAACAUCUCAGGAAAGUAAAAGUUGAGUUAGGCCAAGAAAAUUAUAUGCUAACAUCAGAACUAUCACAGGCACUGGUGGAAAAUGAAUCUUUGAAGAAAGCAAACGGCCAAGUGUCGAACAUGAUGAGGCAAUUUGAAGAUGAGCUUGCUAGGCUCAAGAAAGAACACUCCAUGACAGAUCUGCGAGCUUCAUCAGACGAGAAUAACCGUUGGAAUGGGAUUAAAGAAGAGACGUUUGGUGUUGUGCGUCAACUUGAAAAUAAAAUUUCGAGACUUCUGAAAGAAAACUUAACCAUAGCCGUGAAAUUUUCGGAGGAAUCAGAACACAAGACACAGUUAAACGAGCUAAAAUAUGAAACAACAAAAACGAUUAGCGAUCUUAAUGAUGAAAUUGCGAAGUUGCAAAGGGAAAAGUCCAUAUUGUCCUCGGAACUAUCAGCAAAGGAAUCAGACAAAAAUAACCAGUUGUAUGAGUUAAGAUGUGAAAAAUGGAAGAUUGAAAGAAAACUUGAAGGUGAAAUCACAGACUUAAGUCGCCAAAACUCCACUUUGACUGCGAGACUAUCAAAGGCAUCCGAAACGAAUGACAAGCUCAAAGAACUGAGAGAACAACUGGAACUUAAGGUUCAGUUGAAAAAUCUAACUGAGGCGGCGGAGGCUUUCAUGAAGAGUAAAGAAAAGGAGGUGGAGGAAGCUUACUGCUGUAUCAAGAAGCAAGAUGAGACGAUAAAAAAUUUACUCGAAGAGAUAAGGCAGGAAAGAUGUGACAAGGACUGCUGCAUACUACAGUCUGAAAGAAUAGGAGAACUUGAGACUCAGUUGCAAAGAAUGGAAGAAAUGAAAAGAAGCACAGUUCACCGAAUUGAUGCCUUGGUGCUCGAAGUGAGGAAACAACGUUCAGAAAAAGAGCGUUUAAAAAGGGUUAUAGAAGCUAAAGAGUGUACUUGUUACGAAGAGAAAGACCUUAUGAAGAUAACUGAAAAUCGAGAGAAUCAGUUACGCAAGAAGGAUGACCUGACAAAUGUCACUCUCACUUUAAACAACAACAAGAGGUCACUACAGGAAGCUAAUAGCACUAUCGAUAUGCUACACAAACAGUUGGAGCGGGAAAAUUCGGAUAAAGAGAAUCUGAGAAGGGCCUUGAAGGCGUCAGAGUAUGAUACUAAUGAAAGAAACAGAUUGACUCAGAAAAUUGAAAAACUAGAGAACCAACUACAAGAGAUGGAUGAUCUACGGGAAAAUACUUUACGGUCUCUUCAGGGAAAAGAAUGGUCGUUUGAAGAGGCUCGUAAUAAGAUCAAAGAAUUAACACGAGAAAUAGCACGAGAAAAGUCGGACAAAGAGUAUUUCAAGAAGAAAGUCGAUGCUGGAGAGAAUACCUCUAAUCGCCUGAAGCUCGUUAAAAAAGAGACCAUCAGAAAAGCAGAACAGACGGGUUGCCUAAUGGCACAGGUGGGAAAAGGGCUGAGGAACUUGGUUCAAAGACAAAGAGAAGUGUACGCAUCGAGCCUGAUAAUGAAGAAGACGGAAGCCUAUACAGCUAGUGUUGUGGAAAAAUUGAGAAAAGAUUUGAAUGAGAGAGAAGAAUCCGUGGAAUACUUAAGGAGUUGUUCUCAAGACAGUGCUAACGAAUGCUCGUUCAUGCGACGGCUGCUUGAAGAUAUUCAAUGCGAAAAUGCUCACCUCAGACGGUGUCUGGGAGACAAGGAUGAGAAAGUAAGAAUGCUCGAAACAAUUGUCAAACAACUGGAGGAAGAUCUUCAAAAGACACAAAAGUAUUUAAAAGAAAAGGAAGUCGGGUUUGUUGACGCAAAUGAAACCCUACGAUUGAAAUGCUCGCUUCUCACAACUAUGGAGGCCAAAUUAUGUUUAAGGAAUAAAGAGAUUGACGAAUUAACACAAACAAACAAGGAGAAAAGCUUAGAGCUAACUCGCAUUGAGACCACCCUUAGAGAAGUGAAAAAAGAGUUAGAUAUUGCUGCAUCCAUCAUCGAGAAGCAAAAUGAACAAUGUACUAACCUUAAGAAUUGUGCAAUGAGAAAAACCCGAGAUGCGGAAGAGAUGCAUGACGAAUUGAAACGCUUGUCAACUCAGCUUGUAUGUAGCAAGGAGGAGAAGUCAAACCUUCACAGAGCAGUGUUAGCUGCCACAUCGCGCUUGGAAUACGAGAGUAAACAGUUUUGGGAUAUGAAGAUGGACCUUCGGGAGGCUGCAGCUCGGAUCUCUGUACUUGAAGAUGAAAAGGCAGAGCAAGAGGAAAACUUAGCAGCCUUUAAAGGAAAAGUAUCACGAGAACUUGACCUAUUAAAGGAGACACGGCAUGAAGGAAAUGAAGAGUCGAGUUCGCUUCAGUUGACGAUUGGUUCAGCAGAACGUGAGAUAGCCAAGCUGACAAAGGAGAAUCAAAAGCAGUUCAGGAUUGAGUUAUUGCACAAUGGGCUCGAAAACAAGUCUUCUGAGUCGUCAUGUGAGGAAAGCACCUUUCGCACCCUAGAAACCACGAGAGGAAAAGCUUUGGCAGCCAGUAGUCAGGGAGACACUCAGAGUAAAUGGGUGAAUAACUCCAGAUUUGAGAAACGUUUUGAAACAAGGGGAGAUAAUCGUUUCAACCGCACUGGUACUAUCACAGCUCGUGGAUCAUCUAAUACAGAGGGAAGGGAACAAUGCGGAAUGGGUGAAGAGCUGACAAGGCAACGGAUAUUACAGUUGCAGUUGACGAAGAUAUUGGAUACCCGUACAAGAGUUAAAUUCCUUAGCGAAAUGAAAAAAGCAGUAAGGAAUGCAUGCAAAGGAUAA